AUGUCUACCACUGGAAAUACGGAUGGUACUAGCACGAGUACCGUUGUCCGUACGUCCGUGACGCAGACCAGGCAGGAUGUGGCCGGAGAAGAAGCGGAUUCUACCGGAUUGCCCCGCCUGGCGAAGUUCGAUCCAGAGGUCAUCAAACUGGAGACCUGGCGGAUCCAGUUUGACAGUCACCUGUCCUCCCAUGGGAUGGCUACGGACAGGAAGAAGCCGCUGCUCCUGGGAUCGUUGGCUCCGAAGGCAAUGGAGAUGCUAGCCUCCAUGUGCCGUCCGAAGGAUCCUGGCGCGUUCACCUUCGACGAGCUCAUUAAGCAGCAGGCAGGUCAGACGUUGUUAGAUUUCAGCAAUAGCCUCAGGAAUCAAGCAGUUAAAUGCGAUUUUCCAGAUACAUUUGUUGACGACCAGCUGUGCGCUGCGUUCAUGUCAGGUGUAGCGAGUGAGACGACGCGUAGAUACCUGUACUCAUUGCCAGUCUCCUCAGUGGAGAAGUUCGAUACGCUGUACGAAGAAGCAGAUAAGUAUGAGCAGAGUCGUGCAGAUGCGAAGCAGUCAGGUUCAAAGUCGCAGUCGCCAGAUGUAGCCGCUAUAAAACGCGGAGGUUUUCAUGGGCGUGGCCGAGGUCGUUUUAGAGGUCGCGGUGGUAACAACAAUGUUGGUCGUAAGUCAGCAUGUUUUGGCUGUGGCUCUACCAGUCAUAUGAAGCCAGAUUGUCCGCACAAGAAUGCAAAGUGCUAUAACUGUGGAAAGACAGGGCAUACUGCCAAGGUGUGCAAGGCACCGAAGAAGGAAGGCAGAGAUCAGAGAAGGACUAAUUAUGUCAGAACUCAGGAGUACGAUGUACUGAGGACAGGUCCAGUGACGCCCACGUCGAUAUUUGUACCGUUAACGAUGAACGGUAAGAACGUGCCAAUGGAGUUAGACACAGGAUCGUCAGUGACAAUCAUGAGUAAGCUGACAUGGCGCAGGGUUGGAGCGCCGAAGUUGAGAAAAGCAGAUGAAGUACUGCACAGUUUUACUGGUCAUCAGAUACCGCUGAUGGGUACUGUCGAGGUACAGGUACAGCAUAGAGGCGUAAUGAAAACGCUGAAAGCGCUAGUGACAGAGCGUGGUUGUAGCAUUAUUGGCCGUGAUUGGAUAUCUCAGUUAGAGCUUAGUGCAUUGAGUUUGAAGCAGUUGCAACAAGGUAACGUCUGCACAGUAACUGAGAAGCUGAAGUUGGCGCAUGUGCUACAGAAGCAUAAGGCUGUAUUCCGAGAUGAGCUCGGGUGUUGCAAGAAUUUUAAGGCGCAUCUGUAUCUCAAGGAGAAUGCGAGGCCAGUGUUUUGUAAAGCCAGACCCGUGCCGUUUGCUUUGAAGGAAGAAGUUGAAGAAGAUAUUGACCGGUUAGUCAGUAUAGGUGUCCUAACACCCGUUGAUCAUGCCGAGUGGGCAGCGCCGACGGUUUACAUAAAGAAACCGAAGAAAAAUUUCAGGAUAUGUUCUGAUUUGAGCACUGGUCUGAAUGAUGCACUUGACGUGCACAAGUAUCCGCUACCGCACCCAGAUGAGCUUUUUGCCAAAUUAAAUGGCGGUGUAGUGUUUUGCAAGAUUGAUUUGAGAGAAGCUUAUAAUCAGAUCCCAGUUGACGAUGAGAGUUCGAAGCUGCUCGUUAUUAAUACCCAUAAGGGUUUGUUUAAAUACAACCGACUGCCGUUCGGUGUGGCCAGUGCGCCUAGUAUAUUUCAGCAGCUCAUUGAAAGUAUCUUGCAAGGGUGUGAGAGAAAGAAAGAAUUCUUGUCGCUAAAAGAUGAUUUGACGAAAGCUACUCAGUUAGUGCAUUUCAACCCUGAAUUGCCGCUAGUGUUGGCAGCUGAUGCAUCGAAGUAUGGUAUAGGUGCAGUGUUGAGCCACAGGAUGCCUGACGGUAGUGAUAAGCCGAUAGCGCACAUAUCGAAGACGCUGACAUCAGCUGAGCAGAAUUACGGUCAAAUUGAGAAGGAGGCACUCGGUUUAGUCUUUGGUGUAAAACGGUUUCACCAGUAUCUGUACGGUCGAGAGUUCGUCUUGUUAACUGACCAUAAGCCGCUGGUUACGGUGUUCGGAAGCAAGAAAGGUGUGCCAGUAGUUACUGCAAACAGGUUGCAGCAGUGGGCCAUUGUGCUCAUGGGUUACACGUUCCGAAUCGAGUACCGUAGAACGUCAGAUUUUGGUCAGGCAGAUGGUCUCAGUAGACUGCCGAUUAAGUCAUCAGAUUUGUUUGACGAAGAAGAUUUGGGCAAGACAGAAGUGGUCAAUUUGAUAGAAAGUGAAAUUCUAUCCAGUAUGCCAGUAUCAGCUGAAGUGAUUCGUGCAGCGAGUGCGAAAGACAAAGCGUUUGAGGUCAAGAAAGCCGAUACCAGUAACGUGAUUUUCAUCAUGGAAAGUCUGUUUGCGCGAUAUGGACUGUGUACUGAUAUCGUCAGUGAUAAUGGACGUCAGUUUACGUCGGAACAGUUUCAGCAGUUUUGUACUGAAAGAGGGAUUAAGCAUAUGACUAUAGCCCCGGGACACCCGCAGUCCAAUGGGCAAGCCGAGCGCUACGUUGGUGUAGUGAAGAAGGGCAUAGAAAAAGGCAUGCAGUCCGGGAAAACGUUUGCCGAUGCGUUACGGGAGUUCCUUAGUCGUUUUCGUCCAGACCGUGGACCGCCACCCCCAGUGAAGGCGGAAGUCAUGGUUCCCACGGCCGAAACGAAGCCUCCGAAGAAGCCAUCGGAGAAGGCUGCUGCAAAGCCACCGAAAGUUCCGAAGGCCCCGAUUCCGGAAGCAGAACUCCGCCGAAGCGAUCGGACAAGGAAGAUGCCGGAUUACCUCCUCAAAGACUACGUGACGAAAAAGAUUUUCGUAGAAUUUCCGCCGAUUUAA
Messenger RNA from Paramacrobiotus metropolitanus, 2886 nucleotides. RefSeq lists its product as uncharacterized. The transcript has 4 exons. Gene Ontology annotation, molecular function: zinc ion binding; nucleic acid binding. The record is from RefSeq and is a predicted model, not a curated record. Lineage: Eukaryota; Metazoa; Tardigrada; Eutardigrada; Parachela; Macrobiotidae. The coding region runs from base 1 to 2886 and encodes 961 amino acids. Gene Ontology annotation, biological process: DNA integration.